AUGCCUGGAGCACAGAUUCUACUGUUCCUGCAGAGUCUGACGCGUAGGAAACCUCUGGAGCCCGAGGGUGAAGAGUCCAACUUUCGCCGGUGCCUGACCACCCUUGACCUGGUGGCUCUGGGGGUCGGCAGCACACUUGGGGCCGGGGUGUAUGUGCUGUCGGGAGAAGUUGCCAGAGCCGUGGCCGGGCCGAGUAUCAUUAUCUCUUUCCUGAUAGCGGCAGUGGCCUCAAUAUUUGCUGGACUGUGUUAUGCUGAAUUUGGAGCUCGUGUUCCCAAGACUGGCUCUGCCUAUCUCUAUAGCUAUGUGACUGUGGGAGAGAUUUGGGCUUUUAUCACCGGCUGGAACCUGCUGCUGUCUUAUGUCAUCGGGACAUCGAGUGUAGCCAGGGCAUGGAGUGGGACCUUCGAUGACCUCAUUGGAAAUGUCAUCGCCAACUCUCUGGGCAAACAGGCUGCGAUGGGUUUACCUGGAUUAGCUCCUUACCCAGACUUCUUUGCAGCUGCUCUCAUAAUGCUCCUGGCAGGGAUUCUUGCAUUUGGUGCGAAGGAGUCGGCCACAGUGAAUAAGGUUUUUACUGCGGUUAACGUCCUGGUGCUGCUGUUUGUUAUCACCUCUGGUUUCAUUAAGGGUGACAUCAACAACUGGUACAUCACUGAAGACACUAUCAUAAGUGCAUAUGAAAACCACACGUCACUGAAUGAUACCUCCAGAUAUGGCAGUGGGGGAUUUCUCCCUUUCGGCUUUGAGGGUACAUUAGCGGGUGCGGCCACUUGCUUUUAUGCAUUCGUCGGAUUUGAUUGUAUUGCCACAACAAGUGAGGAGGUUAAAAACCCACAGAAGUCGAUCCCUCUUGGCAUCGUGGCAUCUCUCCUCAUCUGCUUCUUGGCCUAUUUCGGUGUGUCUGCUGCCCUGACUCUCAUGAUGCCCUACUAUUUGCUCAGUGUUCACAGCCCACUGCCUGCAGCCUUUACAUACAUCGGUUGGGGCCCUGCGAAGUACGCAGUGGCUGUGGGAUCCCUCUGUGCACUGUCAACCAGCCUUCUCGGAUCAAUGUUCCCGAUGCCUCGCGUUAUCUUUGCCAUGGCCAGGGACGGACUUCUCUUCACACCGCUCAGCAAACUCAGUGACAGACAAAGUCCUGUCAUAGCAACCCUGGUGUCAGGGGUUGCAGCAGCUAUCAUGGCAUUGGUGUUUGACCUGAAGUCACUGGUUGACAUGAUGUCGAUUGGAACCCUCUUCGCCUACACACUUGUUGCCAUAUGUAUCCUCAUAUUAAGAUACCAAGCAGACCUCAGUGAAAAUUCCGGACGCAGCGAACCAGAUCCUUUUACCAUUCAUGAAGUCUUCAGUCCUCCCUCACAACCAACUUUACGGACGUCAAAAAAUGUCUCUGUUCUAGCUGUUUUUACUGUCUUUUUAGCUAUCAUCCUGAGCCUCCUCAUAUCUGGAGCUGUAGACUCCCUGCAGGCCCUGGAGUGGUGGAGUUUACUCUGCGUCUCUGUGAUCGUACUGAUUCUGCUACUCAUUAUCUUGAUCAUCUGGAGACAACCACAAAGUUCAACAAAAGCUGCUUUCAUGGUUCCAUUUGUGCCAUUGCUUCCUAUAUUCAGCACCAUUGUCAAUGUCUACCUUAUGGCUCAGCUUGGAUCGGACACAUGGAUCCGCUAUGCAGUGUGGAUGGCAAUAGGUUUAAUCAUCUACUUUUGUUAUGGGGUUCGGCACAGUGUGCAGAAAGAAAGGCUUCAACAUUCCCCCAAUCAAGUCCAAUUUCACAGCAUCACCACUAAUACAGUGCCAAACGAACCUGGACAAGAUUACAAUGGCUAA
Messenger RNA from Hippoglossus stenolepis (Pacific halibut), 1830 nucleotides. Its product is annotated as cationic amino acid transporter 2 family protein. The record is from RefSeq and is a predicted model, not a curated record. The transcript is spliced from 11 exons. Gene Ontology annotation, biological process: transmembrane transport; amino acid transport. Bases 1 to 1830 code for a protein of 609 amino acids. Gene Ontology annotation, cellular component: plasma membrane. NCBI's taxonomy places the organism in Eukaryota, Metazoa, Chordata, Actinopteri, Pleuronectiformes, Pleuronectidae. Gene Ontology annotation, molecular function: amino acid transmembrane transporter activity.